AUGGCGUGGCCCUGCAUCACCCGCGCCUGCUGCAUCGCCCGUUUCUGGAACCAGCUGGACAAGGCGGACAUCGCCGUCCCUCUCGUUUUCACCAAAUACUCGGAGGCCACCGAGCACCCCACCGCCCCCGCGCCUCCCCCGCGCCCCGCCGCCCCCAUCGACACCCAGCCCGGCGGCGAGGCGGCGGGGGAGCCGGUUCCCGGUCCUCCCCGACCCGGCCCGGCUCCUCACGCCUCUCCCCCGGCCGAUUCGGUGAUGCGACACGACUACAAGCCCUGGAAGGUGCAGCGGCCGGAGCCCAGUUGCAAACCCAAGAGCGAGUACCAGCCCUCGGAUACACCCUUCGAGAAGGAGACGCAGUACCAGAAGGAUUUCCGUGCCUGGCCCAUCCCCAAGCGGGGUGACCAUCCCUGGAUCCCCAAACCGGGACCUUCCCCCGUCCUCGCCCUGGACCGCGGUUCCCCGGAGAAACCGGCUCAGGAGAAACGACGGAAGGUGCUUCCCGGUCCCGAGAAGAAAGAGGAAGACCCCGAGGUGGAGGAUGAGCAUCCCAAAGCGGUGCGGGUCGGCGAUGGGAGAGAGAAGGGUCGGAAGAAGGCGGAGGAGGCGGGCGGGCAGCCGCCGGACGCGGGCAGGGGCAGGGCGGCCGCCGAUGCUCUCAACCGACAGAUCAAGGAGGAGGUGGCGGCGGGGGUCAGCUCGUCCUACCGAAACGAGUUCAGACCCUGGGUAGACGUCAAGCCUGUGAAAGCUAUAAAAGCGAAGGCCCAGUACAAGCCGCCAGAGGAGAAAAUGACCCAUGAAACCAGUUACAGUGCUCAAUUCAAGGGGGAAACCAGUAAGCCUGCUCCAGCCGAUAACAAAUUCCUGGAGCGCAGAAGGAUACGCACUCUCUACAGCGAACCCUACAAAGAACCGCCAAAGGUGGAAAAGCCUAGCGUAAAGCCUUCCAAACCAAAAAAGACCACAACAAGCCAUAAACCCCUGAAAAAGGCCAAAGACAAGCAGAUUGCAUCUGGCCGGGCUGCCAAGAAAAAGAGCGCCGAGACCUCCAACACGGGAAAGCCAGAGGACAAGGAGAAAAGUAAAGAGAUGAACAAUAAACUGGCUGAGGCAAAAGAGUAAAUGUCACUGCACUUUCUUUCUCUUUUUUUUCCUUUUCUUUCUUUCUUUCUUUCUUCCCUUUUUUUUUUUCCUUUGAUUAAAUAAAGGCCACAAAAUUAA
Gymnogyps californianus (California condor) is the source of this 1224-nucleotide messenger RNA. RefSeq names its product microtubule associated protein 6 (gene MAP6). Gene Ontology annotation, cellular component: dendrite; cis-Golgi network; axon. The transcript is spliced from 3 exons. Gene Ontology annotation, biological process: microtubule cytoskeleton organization; dendrite morphogenesis; regulation of microtubule cytoskeleton organization. Lineage: Eukaryota; Metazoa; Chordata; Aves; Accipitriformes; Cathartidae. Bases 1 to 1125 code for a protein of 374 amino acids. Gene Ontology annotation, molecular function: microtubule binding; calmodulin binding. The record is from RefSeq and is a predicted model, not a curated record.